AGUUCAAUAGAUCUUAAUCGGAACUAUUUGUCACAACUCUACAAUAAACAAAAGCAUUUUACAAAAUAUUAAGACUUUAUAAACAUAUAAUGGAAAUGGAGUACGAUAUGGAUCAAGUUUGUCGCUUUUGUACGCUGAACUGCAGCACACUGGAGAAUAUAUUCGUAGAACGAGAGCAGACGGAGAAUGAGCCACACUUGAUUGUAAUGCUGAAGACUUGUACCACAUGUGACAUCAGGGAAUCUGAUUCAUUGCCUCAAAACAUAUGUGGACCCUGCAGAUUGGCUGCUAGGAGUGCAUAUCAAUUCAGGAUGAAAUGCGAGCAGAGCCAACAAUAUUUCAGGGAACUGCUGAACGAUAGUGAACAGAAGCCCGACAUUGGCCAAUGGUGCUAUAUAGAAAGUAACUUAGACGAGAUUCACAUUAAAACAGAGCCGGAUGAUCCGUUGAAUGAAAUUGUCUUUGAGGAAAAUGAAGAAAGCUUAUUAACUGCAGCAGAAACCAAUGAAAUUCCAGAUGAAGAUGACUUUGAUGAGAGAAAACCUCAUGUCUGUCGUAUCUGCAAAAAGAGAUUCAAGAGAAGAUCAGCAUUAAAACCGCACAUGAAAAUACAUUCUGACGAUCGCCCCUUCAAAUGUGAAUACUGCCCGAAGGCUUAUAAAGCAAAUAAUGAGUUAAAAAAUCACAGGGCCAGUCAUUUCGACGAUCGUCCCUACAAAUGCAAACAGUGUCCGAAGGCUUUUAAAACCAAUGCAAUUUUAAAUCACCACUUGAAAAUUCAUUCCAAAGAUCGCCCCUUUAAAUGUGAUCACUGUCCCAAGACUUUUAAAACCAGUACGCUUUUAAAAAACCACUUGAAGUCCAUUUCUGAUGAUCCGCCAUACAAUUGUGAGCACUGUCUGAAGACGUUUAAAUUUAAAAACUCCUUAAAUUACCACAUGAUUGCUCAUACCGACGAUCGUCGCUUUCAGUGUGAACACUGUCCGAAGGCUUUCAAGACCAAUAGCGAUUUAAAAAAUCACCUGACGACUCAUACAGGCAUUCGAGCCUUCAAAUGUGAACUGUGUCCGAAGGCUUUCAAAACCAAUUCCCAUUUUCGAGUCCAUAUGAGGGCACAUAAUGGCGAUCUGCGCUUCAAAUGUGAACACUGUUCGAAGGCUUUUAAAACCAAUGUCGAGUUAAAAAAUCACCAUGUGACUCACACUGACGAUCGACCCUUCAAAUGUGAGCAGUGCUCGAAGGCUUUUAAAACUAAAACCACUUUAAAAAAACACAUGCAAAUUAUGCAUUCUGAGCACUGACUGAUCACUUUGCAAACUACCAAAUCAAGGGAAUAAAACAAAUCAAGGCCGAAAGAUGUAUAUUUUAAAAAUAAAUAUACUAUACUUAC
Molecule: messenger RNA, 1390 nt
Organism: Drosophila innubila
Lineage: Eukaryota; Metazoa; Arthropoda; Insecta; Diptera; Drosophilidae
Product: zinc finger protein 675-like
Exons: 1
Coding region: 90-1301 (403 amino acids)
Biological process (GO): regulation of transcription by RNA polymerase II
Cellular component (GO): nucleus
Molecular function (GO): zinc ion binding; DNA-binding transcription factor activity; RNA polymerase II cis-regulatory region sequence-specific DNA binding
Source: RefSeq, a predicted model, not a curated record